AGGUGAAAAUGCCGAUUUUUUAGAGAUAUUAAGAGAAGCGUUGAAACAUGCAACAUUACAAUUAUCUGCCUACUUUUGGGAAUGUGCCCCCGUAUCAAGUGAGACAACAAAUAAACGCUUUGAAUUUGUUGCAACGAAAUCUGAAAAUUUAGAUACUAUUAGACAAAAUUUUUCAAAUUUUAUAGAACAUAUCUCUAAAAAUCGCGACAAAUAUGCUUGUAGUUUUCUGAAUUUAGGAAAAGACGCAAUUUUAAUUAUCCCUGUACCCCACGAAGAUAAUGGACAAUUUCUUAAUUAUAAAAACAUUAGUAGGUUUACCCAAAAUGCACCUAUCGAACAGCAGAAUAAAUUUUGGAAGGAAGUCGCUGAUCGUUUACACGAAACUUUCGACGAAAAAACCCCUAGAUGGUUAUCAACGAACGGUUUGGGCGUUCAUUAUUUACAUGUUAGAAUCGACGAAUUUCCAAAAUACUACGCUUUCGAUGAUUACCGGAAUCCAGCAAAUGCAAAUCUUCAUUCACCUUCCACCGACUCUAGUAUUCGAAGUGGUAACAGGACGCAAUUUUCGUUACGCAAACGAACGUUGCACAAACAACGCUCGGGUCUCCAAAAAUCACGACCUGGGGCCCACGCGCGACGAUCAAUGACGCGAAAAUAA
Molecule: messenger RNA, 658 nt
Organism: Acaulospora colombiana
Lineage: Eukaryota; Fungi; Glomeromycota; Glomeromycetes; Diversisporales; Acaulosporaceae
Source: the annotation of a GenBank genome assembly